GGCCGAAUAUGCACAGCCUUGCUCAUACUGCAGACACACCAGGACUAGCAAAGCCCAGGGAAGUUGUUUCAGGAGGCAGUAUAGAAUACAAGGAUCAUCUCCACAAUGGAAAUCUGGUGAGCCAGUGAAGACCAAAACAAGGCCACAAAUGCUGAGUUCAUCAUAAUUACUGAAUGUGAAAAAAAAAUCCGAGUAUCAGAUUCUUGGCAUAUUGGAUAAUUUCAUUAAAACCGAAAGAACUGUGGAUGCUAUAAAUCAGGAACAAAAACAGAAGUUGCUAGAAAGGCUCGGCAGGUCUGGCAGGAACUGUGAAUUCAGUGUUAACAUUUUCGGGUCCGGUGACCCUUCCUUAGAACUGGAUAAUUUCUUUGUUCAUUUAGUCUCUGAAGUGUGUUGCCAUCAACUGCCGAGUGAAACCCAUGAACAGAUGCAUUGUCUUUGGGAACAGGUAAUGGCAGUUUUGCCACCCAGAUUGGAAGAUUUCACCUUACAGUUUGACAAUACAGUGGAUAAGAGCCUUGUAUUCUUAUUAAGAGAAACAGUGGAAUUACUGUACAAAGGCCAGGACAUAGACAAGUGCCUGCAGCUCUGUCAGACGGUUGUGGAUUUCUCUUGGGAGAAGCUCAAUAUUGGAACUUGGAGGGAGGUGAAUAAGGAUUGGAGGAGGGUGUAUUCUCAUGGCUGUCUGUUUAAAGCUGUUUGUUUGUGCAAGGAUGAAGCAACACUUAGUGAAGCAAUAAAAACUUGUGACAUGGGUUUGUUGAUGGGGGCAGUCAUAUUGGACAACAUUCUCAUCAGACUGGUCAGAGUUCUUCAGAGGUACAACACUGCUGGGAAAAGGCCUUUAGAAGAUGCUGCAAGCCAUCAGGAAUCAAGCAGAAAGAAGCUAAACGUUUCUCUUCCUUUGGUACAAGAAAUGAGAACUGGAAUGGGAGUUCCAAGAGUCCACUGCCCUUCAUUGGAAUAUUUCAGAACACAGUAUCUCAUUCCACAGAAACCUGUCAUACUGGAGGGAAUUGUUGAUCACUGGCCUGCUGUAAGGGAUUGCAAAUGGAGCGUGGAGUACAUCCGUGAGAUCGCAGGCUGUCGCACUGUGCCGGUAGAAUUGGGUUCUCGCUACACAGAUGAGCAAUGGUCCCAGACCCUGAUGACUGUGAAUGAAUUCACUGAGAAAUAUAUUUUGGACCAGGUGGAGCAGGAGCCCAUUGGAUAUCUAGCACAACAUCAACUAUUUGAACAGAUCCCAGAGUUGCGACAGGACAUCGACAUACCAGAUUACUGUUGUCUAGGAGACACUGAUGAAGAUGAGAUCACCAUAAACGCCUGGUUUGGGCCCAUGGGAACAAUUUCACCCUUACACCAGGACCCACAACAAAAUUUCCUGACACAGGUGGUGGGACAGAAAUAUAUCCGUCUGUAUUCCCCAGCAGAAACUGCAAGACUGUACCCCCAUCCAACCCAGCUAUUGCACAACACCAGCCAGGUGGAUGUGGAGAACCCAGAUUUGGUCAGUUUUCCAGAGUUUAAAUUGGCUGAUUUCCAGGAAUGCAUACUGAGGCCAGGAGAGGUCCUGUUUAUCCCAAUGAAGUACUGGCAUUAUGUGAGGUCACUGGACGUUAGCUUCUCUGUCAGUUUCUGGUGGUCCUGACUGUUCUCACGUGGAAUAGAUGAAGUGUGAGCCAUUGAGUCGUGAGCAGUUUCUCAGUCCUGGAGCUAAAUAUGGCAGAAGAGAAUUUCAACAACCAACCUGGAGAGGAGAGAACCAGAAGGGAAAACACAGAGCGGGAAUGAGGCUGAAACAGAAUGAGAAAAAUGAAAGCAAGAGAUGCAGACUGAUUGAGAAAGCAAUAGUGAGAUGAAUAAAAAGUGAUAGAGAAAGUAAGGAAAGAACAAGAUGUGGAGCAGAAGCUGGUCUGACAUCAUAUGCAUACUUGAGCAUUAAUCUGCAAUUGAUCAAAAAGUGAUUUCCCUUCAGUUAAGCCACAUCUCGCCAUGAGGACCAGACCACAGCUGAUUGUGGUAUUUUUCAAUAUUUUGUGUGCGCAGUGAAAGAUCAGAGAUUUUUCCAGGACUGACGACAAACAUUUCUUUGGUCACACCAUUAAGCAACUGUUAAAGAAUCGAGUUCAUGAAGGAUGCCAUAAAAUGUUCUCUUAGCUGGGUGAAAAGGCAGUUUAGUAUUCUUACUGGGAGAAGAGAAGUUCUUCAAAUGCAAAAAACUUCCCUAGUUCCCUGCAACGAAAGUAUAUAACACCUGGAGAUGAUACUGUCUAAAGAGGUGCUAUGUUUAUAACUUCAGCACAACAUGCUGAAGAGUUCCCUAUCAGUUCAUCCAGCGAACAACCCCACAAGGUUGUGUUCUUGAGUGAUUUGCCAUUCUUCCUGCCCUAACUUUGGCAGUAGUUUAUAACAUUAGCAUUGGCUGGAAUAUCCUUUGGCCGAUGAGUUUAAUCAUUUCCCUGCUCAGCACAUCUAAAAGAUCCCUGGCACUGUUCAAUGUUCAGAGUUCUCUCCCUGUCCUUCCUUUAACCAGAUUACUUGCGUAACUUGUCUCACUGCUAUUCGUUAGUAUUUUGCUCAGUGCUAAUGAACUACUUUAAUUCCCCACAGAAUAACAUUGACUGGUACAAUGUCAUCCAUCACUUGUGAAACAUUUUGACUUAUUUCUGAAUCAUACAGUGUGCUCAAUACAUGUGCUUGCUCAAUA
Stegostoma tigrinum is the source of this 2707-nucleotide messenger RNA. RefSeq names its product lysine (K)-specific demethylase 8 (gene kdm8). The record is from RefSeq and is a predicted model, not a curated record. Gene Ontology annotation, molecular function: histone H3K36 demethylase activity. The transcript is spliced from 8 exons. NCBI's taxonomy places the organism in Eukaryota, Metazoa, Chordata, Chondrichthyes, Orectolobiformes, Stegostomatidae. Gene Ontology annotation, cellular component: nucleus. The coding region runs from base 428 to 1648 and encodes 406 amino acids.